Molecule: messenger RNA, 2007 nt
Organism: Salvia splendens (bonfire salvia)
Lineage: Eukaryota; Viridiplantae; Streptophyta; Magnoliopsida; Lamiales; Lamiaceae
Product: bifunctional dihydrofolate reductase-thymidylate synthase 1
Exons: 12
Coding region: 115-1887 (590 amino acids)
Biological process (GO): tetrahydrofolate biosynthetic process; dTMP biosynthetic process; one-carbon metabolic process
Cellular component (GO): cytosol; mitochondrion
Molecular function (GO): thymidylate synthase activity; dihydrofolate reductase activity
Source: RefSeq, a predicted model, not a curated record
CCUGUUUCUAUCGCUUUCCACCGUGGAACGGUGAUUGGACAACAACGAUCCGCCGAGAGAUGAGUGACAAGUAGCUCCUGUAAAUUGAAGCCCUUGAACUUCAAUUCCCAUAAAAUGAUUUCCUGUUGCUGCACCAGAAUUCCAAUUGCGUUGUUCUGCAAAAAGGCUGCAGUAGACUACACUUUUACGAGUAGUAUAUUUACUUUGGCAUCACAUUCAUCGAUCUUGCGGUCUCUUGAAGCUCGUAAACGGUUUACUGGGAAAAGAUUCUGUUCAGCAUAUUUAGUGAUGGGUGGGGAUUCAAGUUCAAAAGAAUGCACCGCUAGUGGUGAGGUGAAUGCCACGUCAGUUUCCCAUAGGACUUAUCAGGUAGUGGUGGCUGCAACUCAAGAUAUGGGUAUCGGAAAAGAUGGUAACUUGCCAUGGCGAUUGCCCGGUGAUCUUAAACUUUUCAAAGAUAUCACCAUGAAUACAUCAGAUUGCAAUAAGAAAAAUGCUGUGAUUAUGGGGAGGAAAACUUGGGAAAGUAUUCCCCAAAAGUUUCGACCUUUGCCCGGUCGUCUCAAUGUUGUGCUGACGCGUUCUGGAAAUUCUGAUAUUGCCGCUGGUUCUGAUAAUGUUAUUUUAUGUGGAAGUGUUUCAUCAGCUUUGAAAUUGUUGGGAGAGCCCCCCUAUGGUUCGUCCAUAGAGAAGGUUUUCCUGAUAGGAGGUGGUCAGAUUUUGAGGGAAACCCUUAAUGCCGAGGAUUGUGAUGCUAUCCACAUAACUGAAAUCAAGAGUCAUUUUGAAUGUGACACAUUUAUACCUCCUAUUGAUACAUCAGUUUACCAGCCAUGGUACUCAUCCUUCCCCAUUGAGGAGAAUGGGAUCAAUUACUGUUUUGUGACAUAUGUGCGACUAAAAACUUCGAAUAGGAAACCUGCCGAGUGUGGACAUGAUAUGAAUUGCAAUGGCAAUAGUUCAUCACAUUCCAUAAAGCCCAAACUUUCAGAUUUCUCUUUGCUUCCGAAGAUUAUUUUUGAGAAACAUGAAGAGUUUCUCUAUUUGAGACUGGUUCACGAUAUUCUUUCGAAUGGGAACAAAAAGGAUGACCGCACUGGGACUGGCACUCUUUCAAAAUUUGGCUGCCAGAUGCGCUUUAACCUGCGGAAAUCUUUCCCUCUUCUUACAACAAAGAGGGUUUUCUGGCGUGGAGUUGUUGAAGAACUUUUGUGGUUUAUCAGUGGUUCAACAAAUGCUAAGAUUCUACAAGAAAAAGGGAUACACAUAUGGGAUGGCAAUGCAUCUAGAGAAUACCUCGACAGUAUUGCUUUGACAGACAGGGAAGAGGGAGAUUUGGGACCAGUAUACGGUUUCCAGUGGAGACAUUUUGGUGCUAGAUACACCGAUAUGCAUGCAGACUAUACAGGGCAAGGGUUUGAUCAGUUGCUAGAUGUGAUUAAUAAGAUUAAGAAUAAACCAGAUGACAGGCGUAUUAUUCUUUCUGCAUGGAAUCCUUCUGAUCUUAAGCUGAUGGCCUUACCGCCUUGCCACAUGUUUGGUCAGUUUUAUGUAGCCAAUGGUGAGCUAUCAUGUCAGAUGUAUCAACGCUCUGCUGAUAUGGGUCUUGGGGUGCCAUUUAACAUUGCAUCCUACGCUCUACUGACAUGCAUGCUCGCUCACGUUUGUGAUCUUGUUCCUGGUGAUUUUGUUCAUGUCAUUGGAGAUGCUCAUGUUUAUAAGACUCAUAUCAGCCCUUUGCAGGACCAACUUAAGAAACAUCCGAGGCCUUUCCCGAUACUGAAGAUCAACCCAGAGAAAAAGGAGAUUGAUUCAUUUGUUGCAGCUGAUUUUGAGCUUAGAAAUUAUGAGCCUCACCAGAAGAUAGAAAUGAAAAUGGCAGUGUAAAGAAAUUAUUAAAGUUGCAGCUGAUUUCGACUUGAUUGAUGUCUUGUCCACACACCUUGUUAUGUGCUUCAUUGUAAUACUACUAGCAUAAAGUAUUGACUACCCAACUUGCUAUCAUCA